Cydia fagiglandana is the source of this 2084-nucleotide messenger RNA. RefSeq names its product protein Lilipod (gene lili). The transcript has 10 exons. Gene Ontology annotation, cellular component: plasma membrane. The record is from RefSeq and is a predicted model, not a curated record. NCBI's taxonomy places the organism in Eukaryota, Metazoa, Arthropoda, Insecta, Lepidoptera, Tortricidae. Gene Ontology annotation, biological process: signal transduction. Gene Ontology annotation, molecular function: transmembrane signaling receptor activity. The coding region runs from base 302 to 1936 and encodes 544 amino acids.
AUGAAAGAUUGUAAAUGCGAUGGAUUGCAGUCGUUCAGUGUCAAAUGAAAUAAAUAUGUCACAUCAAGUCUAAUCAAAAUUAUCCGAGUGUUUUUAACUAUUUAUCUAAUUUUAUGCGCUUCUGUAAAAAUAAUGACUUCGCGUUUCUGUGAAUUAUGAAAUUUAUGAAGUGACAAAGAAAAAAUACAGUGUACUGAAUUGUGCCAGAAAAAGAAUGCUGUGAACAGUGAAAAUGAAGUGGUAUUUUGUGAAAUAUCUCGUUGAAAUAAAAAACAAAAGAUAAGUGCUAAACGGAUGGACGAUGGAUGAUGAAGAAGCGGACUUGCGUGAACAGAUAUUCCAUAAUAAUGUCAGGGAACAGAUAAUAUUCCUGUUACUGUUUAUCCUGCUUUACCUCUUCUCGUUUAUGCUCAUCGAGAAGUUCCGUCGCCGAGACCAUGAGGACUUCUUGUCAGCCGACGAGGAUGAGGUUAAAGUGUACCGCAUUAGUCUAUGGCUGUGCACGUUCGCACUGGCCGUUUCCCUGGGGUCGCUGCUUCUGCUGCCUGUGUCUAUAGUCAGCAAUGAGGUGCUCAUACUGUACCCUAAAAGUUAUUAUGUGAAAUGGCUGAACAGCUCUUUAAUACAGGGUCUAUGGAACCAUGUAUUCCUCUUCUCAAACCUCUCCCUCUUCGUAUUCCUACCCUUCGCCUACCUCUUCUCCGAGUCCUCUGGGUUCCCCGGCUACAGAGGGCUAAGAGGGCGCGUGUAUGAAACCUUUCUGGUGCUGGCGUUACUCGGGGUCGCCAUGCUGGGGUUAGCGUACGUCAUAUCUGCGUGGCUGGAGGGGGACCGAUCCAGUAUUGAUGCUUUGCUUAAUCUAUGGACUUAUCUACCAUUCUUGUACUCCUGCGUGUCUUUCGUCGGUGUUAUGAUGCUAUUGGUAUUCACCCCCCUCGGCUUCGUACAUCUAUUCGGCGUGGUCGGGGGAGUGCUGGUGAAGCCCCAGUUCCUCCAAGACCUCAAUGAGGAGUACUACGUAUACUCCUUCGAGGAGGAGACCGUCAGGCGGAGGAUGAACAACGCUGUUUCAUCAGGAAUCGGCUACAUAUCACCCGAGCCGAUGUAUCCAGACCGUGGCGACGUGUCAUCAUCAAGCAUCGACUCUGUGAAGAAGGACUCCCAAGACACCCCGCUGCUGCGGCUGAGAAACGGAGCCUUACAGGCUGGCCUCAACGAGAGGCUCAAGAAAAUCGUCGCUAUGAGAAAGGAAGUGGAGAACAAACGCAAGACGUCGUCGUUUCAACGCAAUGUCGUGUACCCACUGGCGAUGUUGCUGCUGCUGGCGCUGACGGCCAUCACCGUCCUCAUGGUCAUACAGAACACCCUCGAGCUGCUCAUCGGGAUCAAGGCGCUGCCGCUGAGUACACGGUUGGAACAAUUCACACUAGGCAUAGCCUCGCUAUCGAAGCUGGGCUGGGCGGGCGCGACGCUAGAAACGUUCCUCAUCCUCUACCUCUACGUGUCGUCCGUGACGGGGCUGAGUCUCGGCCUCCGCGCGCUGGGUGUGACGCCGCGAGCGCGACGCACGCCGCUGCCGCGGAUCAUCGCUCUGUGUGGGGUGUCGCUGGCCAUAUCUACUGCUAUGCCGCUGCUGGCUAAGAUACUAGGUAUAACAAACUUCGACUUGCUCGGCGAGUUCGGCCGCAUCGAGUGGCUCGGCAACUUCAAGCUGGUGAUGCUCUACAACGCGAUAUUCGCGGGCAUCGCGACCCUCUGCCUCGUGUCCAAGUUCACGGCCUCGGUCCGGCGAGAGCUCUACAACAGAUUCAAAUGGGUAGCUGAGUUAUUUACAAUUCCUGAAGAUGACCCGUCAAUAGAGUUGACUGCAAUGAAUCCGCGAGCAUCAGCAGAUUUGACUAUAACUGAGAAGAUUGAACCAGACAAGUCAGAAUGAUUGAACAAAUUCGGACAACAUUCUUAGAUCAAGAGUUGAACUUCUAAUAACUAUAAAUGUGUACAAAUGUUUCCUAACUGUGAUGCUAUUUGUAUUUGUAGAAAAAUAAGAUUUUAAUGAAAUAAAUUUUGAUAAGUUUUUAAAAGGU